AUGUCUGCUACUCAGCUACUCAAUCCAAAGGCAGAGUCUCGGCGGAGAGGUGAGGCUCUGAAGGUCAACAUCAGCGCCGGAGAGGGUCUCCAGGAUGUCCUGAAGUCCAAUUUGGGUCCCUCAGGUACCUUGAAGAUGCUUGUGGACGGUGCAGGCGGAAUCAAAUUGACCAAGGAUGGAAAUGUUUUGCUCCGAGAAAUGCAAAUUCAAAACCCCACAGCCGUUAUGAUUGCUCGCGCCGCAACUGCUCAAGAUGAUAUUACCGGUGAUGGAACAACCUCCGUUGUGCUUUUAGUGGGAGAGCUCCUGAAGCAGGCCAACCGUCAUAUCUCUGAGGGACUUCACCCUCGAGUUAUUACCGAUGGUUACGAAAUCGCGAAGGAUGAGUCACUGAAGCAUUGGCAGUUUCUCGAUAAUUUCAAGCGAACGCAGACAAUUGACCGCGAGCUGCUCCUCUCUGUCGCCCGUACUUCCCUCACCACUAAGCUUAACAGUGCCCUCGCUGAGAAGCUCACCCCCGAUAUUGUCGAUGCCGUGCUCGCUAUUCACCAUUCCCCCGACGAGAAGCCUGACUUGCACAUGAUCGAGAUUAUGACAAUGCAGCACCGUACAUCAUCCGACACUCAGCUUAUCCGUGGCCUUGCUUUGGAUCACGGUGCUAGACACCCUGACAUGCCCAAGCGGGUAGAGAAUGCCUUUAUCCUCACCCUGAAUGUCAGCUUGGAAUAUGAAAAGUCUGAGAUCAACUCCGGAUUCUACUAUUCCACCGCUGAACAGAGAGACAAGUUGGUAGAGAGCGAGCGCAAAUUUGUUGACGCGAAGUUGCAGAAGAUUGUGGAGCUCAAGAAGCUGGUUUGCGGUAACGACCCAAAGAAGGGAUUUGUUAUUAUUAACCAGAAGGGCAUUGAUCCUCUCAGCUUGGAUGUGCUUGUCAAGAACGGAAUCAUGGCCCUCCGACGUGCUAAGCGCAGAAACAUGGAGCGUUUGCAGUUGGUGUGCGGCGGAAUUGCCCAGAACAGUGUGGAAGAGAUGACCCCCGAUGUUCUUGGAUGGGCCGGUCUGGUCUACGAGCAUCAGCUUGGCGAGGAGAAGUUCACCUUUGUCGAGGAGGUGAAGGACCCCAAGUCUGUCACAAUCCUGAUCAAGGGUCCCAACCAGCAUACCAUUGCUCAAGUCAAGGAUGCUGUUCGUGACGGUCUCCGGUCUGUUUACAACACCAUCGUCGACAAGUGUGUCGUUCCAGGUGCUGGAGCUUUCCAGGUCGCAUGUGCUGAGCAUCUUCGAUCCGAGAGCUUCAAGAAGACCGUCAAGGGCAAGGCCAAGUGGGGUGUCGAAGCUUUUGCCGAUGCUCUCAUGAUUAUUCCUAAGACUCUUGCUGCCAACUCCGGCCACGAUAUCCAGGAUUCUUUGGCUGCUCUUGUCGAUGAGUGCAGUAACGGCAACCUUGUUGGCUUGGACUUGAACACCGGUGAAGCAAUGGACCCAAUCCAGGAGGGUGUGUUUGAUUCUUACCGUGUCUUGCGUAACAGCAUCGCCUCCAGCACUGGCAUUGCAUCGAAUCUGCUUCUUUGUGACGAGUUGUUGAAGGCCCGGCAAAUGAGCAAGGCUUCUGGGCCUGGCCCGGAAGAGUAA
This is a messenger RNA of Penicillium taxi, 1632 nucleotides long. RefSeq names its product chaperonin-containing T-complex subunit CCT6. Gene Ontology annotation, molecular function: ATP binding; ATP hydrolysis activity; ATP-dependent protein folding chaperone. Gene Ontology annotation, biological process: protein folding. Bases 1 to 1632 code for a protein of 543 amino acids. Gene Ontology annotation, cellular component: chaperonin-containing T-complex. The transcript has 7 exons. NCBI's taxonomy places the organism in Eukaryota, Fungi, Ascomycota, Eurotiomycetes, Eurotiales, Aspergillaceae. The record is from RefSeq and is a predicted model, not a curated record.